Molecule: messenger RNA, 780 nt
Organism: Fusarium venenatum
Lineage: Eukaryota; Fungi; Ascomycota; Sordariomycetes; Hypocreales; Nectriaceae
Source: RefSeq, a predicted model, not a curated record
AUGUCGUUUCUCGUGAAACUCGGCCUAAUAUUCUCUCUAUUCGCGAGCUGGGCGUCAUGCUUUACCAAGUUCGUACGUCCCCCAGAGCGGGACGCAGAUCAAGCAGCCGACCAGGAUAUGACCAAAAAUAACCAAUAUGCCGAUGGACAAAACAUCCUGAUCAUCUUUGACACGAACAUUAAAAAGGUUGAUCUCUAUAUUCGGCAAGUUAUAGGCACCAUAGACUCUGUGAAGAGCAAUGGUAACUCAAAUCCCGAAAACUGGAAGGCUCAGUACGAUAUCUCGAACGUGACCGAGAAUAACGAGGAUUGCAUUUAUUGGUUCGAGGUGAAAGAUAGCGAAAGUGACGGGACUCUGGCGGAGUCUCAAUACGUAAAUGUCAGCGCGCCGAGAUCCGACGAGACGAAAACUACCACUGCAUCUACGACAUCGACAACUCUCACCAUGGAGAAUACAAUGAGCGCAACGGAUACAUCGCCGAGCAAUGAAGCAAGUUCUACAUCAGAGCCCAAUUCGAACCCUGGAUUAUCCCGAGGUGAAAUUGCAGGUGUAGUAGUCGGCGCCACAAUUGGGGGCCUAUUGAGUCUUGGUGGUAUUGGAUGGAUGCUUUGGAGAAGAAGAGCGAGAAGGAAGAAUGAUGGGGUAGCGGCAGAGCUUCCUGGGGACUACAAUCAAGACCAACCUUACUCUGAGAGACCGAAGAGUGAACUACCGGCUGAGCCUGUGGUGUUACCUUUGGAACGACCUAAAAGCCCUCCUAGAAUCUACGAGGCACCGUAA